UUUAAUUUAUAUCGCCAACCAGGUGAACAUGAAAACGCUGACAUAACAGAAGAUUUAGUUUACCUGUGAUAAGUAAUCUGUGGUAAGGGUAUAUUGAAUGUAAACAGUAUCAAUCAAACGAUUGCAAAUACCAGUAUCAAUCAAGAGUUUCCAAAUACCCCCGCAAAUGGCUGAGUCUGCGAUAAAGAAACGUAAAUCUCGCCGGUCAAAACAUUGCGAACAGAGGGAAUUAAAGCGUAAAGAAAAACUCGAAGAGUUACAAAAUGUAUUGAAUGAACUAUUUCCAGAAAGCAUGACAAGAUUUGAAAAGAACGGACCAGGAGACGAACAAUUGAUGAAUGCAGUAACCAUGGAAAAAUAUAAAGAGAUGGAAGACAUUUUAUCGAGCCAGACCAUGGCAUGUUCUCAGGAAGCUCUGGACAGAUCACUGCUGAUCGCAGCCGACAGUGGUCAAAAACUUACACUGGUUCUGCUGCUCAAGAAUAAAGCCAAUCCUAAUUGUAGAGAUAUUAACGGAAACACGCCGCUCAUACUAUGCGCCCAGAAUGGCUUCCUUGAAAUGGUCAGAAUUUUGAUCAACAAUGGGGCAAGCGUGAAUGAACAAAAUAACGUUGGAGACACAGCUUUGAUUUUAUCCAUUAGAAAGUCUGGCUCUUCAGAAAUGGCUCGAUUACUUUGUAAUUCUGUUAAUGUCAAUAUACAAAAUAAGGAUGGAUACACUGCUCUAAUGAAGGCUAUUGAGAGUGUUGACCCUGAUACGAUUAAAAUUUUAAUCAUUAACGGUGCCAAUACAUCGGACACUAGAGAAGGGAAGUCCAUCACAGAAAUGGCCGAGCAAAAAGGAGUUUUGAAAAUUUUAAAGGCAUUUUCUGAAUGUAAAACUCCACAACAACCUUCAAUUCUAUCUGCAGUAGAAAGUAGAGACAUUUCUGUUCUUGAGACUUUUCUUACUUUUGAUAAAAACUGUAUCAAAAUGAAAAGUUCGAAAGGAAAAUCUGCACUGGAAAUUUUAUUAGAUAUAGUUCUAUCUGAAAAUAAGGGCCUCUCGUCUGCUGAUAAAGAGAUUUGUAAACUUUUAAUAGUCCAUGGUGUGGAGGUAAACGUCAAAAAAAUAAAAGGAAUCAUGAACAAAUCUGUUAGCCCUUUAGCCAAAGCGGUUCAAAUUGGUGAUCUUGAUCUAGUGAGGUGGCUUUGUUUAAAAAAAGCAAAUAUUAAUGAAUCAAAUUUCUAUGAAACAAUGACACCUUUAAUGAUGGCUGCCAAAGAAGGUUUCGUAGAAAUUACCUGUUUUUUACUCUCCAAACAAGCAAAUGUUGAAGUCAAGGGUAGAGAAGGAACAGCGUUAGACAUAGCUGUCAAAUACAAAAAAAUGGAAUGCGCCAAAAUUCUUCUAGAAGAAAAAGUCAAAAGAGGAUUAGAAGAUGCCUGCAAGGCAGCUAUAGAGUACAAGGAAGUCUGCUUAAUGGAACAUCUUCAUGACAAAUUUACUCUUGACAUUAAAGACGCCAAACUCCUAGAGUGGACUAUAGAGUCAGACAGCAAAGACAUUUUGACUUUUCUCAUAUCAAAAGGGGCAGAUGUCAACUCAAAAAUUGUAAAACAAAGUUACUAUUCAUCCAGUCGACAACCAAGUUUUGUCUACCCUUUGCACUUAAGUGUCGCUAAAGAAAAUCUCGACCUGAUAAAGUUACUGAUUGAAUCAGGGGCUGACAUCGAUAUUGUAGAUUCAAACGGAGACACGCCUCUUUUUUAUGCAUGUUCAAAAAAAAAUGUAGAGAUAUUAAAAUAUUUGUUAACGACUGGCGCUGAAAUCAAUACAACAAACGAUUUCGGGAAAACCCCGAUUUUUGUUACGGUGGAGCUAAAUCAGGUACUGCAUUUUAAAAUGCUACUGAAAUGGGGAGCUGAUGUAAGUGUGUGCGAUAAGGAAGGCAACUCUCUAAUUUGUCAAGCAAUAAAAUGUCGUUGCGCAGAUAUAGUCUCCCUCUUAUUAGACCUGGGCGUAGAUACUCAUGAUAUAACAAAGGAUGGUGACUCUGCGUUAACACUCCUGUUUAAAACCCUGAAGACACACUAUUAUUUUGAAAAGGAAAAGUUCGACAAGAUUUUACGUCACAUGCUACAAGAAUCUGUUGACGUGAAUAGACAGGACGUCAAAAGAAACACAGCGCUGAUGAUUGCCUGCAAACUUGACACUCAUUGGCCAGAAGCGGUGAAUCUUCUAUUACAGAAAGGUGCCAAUGUCAACAUGGUGAACGAUCGAAACGAAUCAGCUCUGUCAGUUACCUUGACUAAACGCAACUUUGACCUUACAAAAGUUCUUUUGGAAAAUAAGGCGACCUUUCAUUUACCUUCUCAUUGUCAAGAGGCAGUACACUUGUUCAUUUCCGAGAAUCGCCCAGAGCUUCUCCCACUAGCCUUAGGUCAAGGUGUUUAUCCUUUCCUUGUCAUACCUAAUUACUCUAGUGAACAUAUAUUUAGUUGUAGCUACAGAUACAGCAGAAAUGACCUCACGCCCUUGUCAAUGGCCCUGAUUGACCAACGUUUUUCUGUUGUUACAUUUUUAAUUCAAACUCGUUUUCUGACGAAACAUGACGUCACAGAUAUUUUAAGCAAGCCCUUUUUUCAGAACACAUUACUUCAAAGAGAAAAACAAGAACUCUUGGACAACCUUCUCUCUCUGAAGACUCUCAGUUUUGUCCGAGUUUCUGAUUUACUUGACGCUACCCCGGACAGAGAACAGAAAGUCAACCAACUGCCAAUCCCAAACAAAAUCAAAGAUCAGCUCUUGUUUCGUAACUUAAACGUCAAGAUGGAGACAUCCUAAGUGGAGAGAUAGCAACUAUACAUGACGCUAUGUCACUUGGACAUUAAAAUACACGUUUACAUUUUACUCUGAUUAAUAUUUAAUCAUAACUAUUCUGUAGAAUGUUGAAAAUUACCAAGAGAAGAAAUGUAUCCAGCCAAAUGGCAUGAUUUGCGUUCGUCUACUUUCCUAUGAAAUAAACAAAUGACAAGCCGCGAGAUAAACAUUAGACAGAAGGUAAAUAAUUACAAUAAAUUAAAACAAAGAAAAAGAGGUUAUCAAAAUCAACGAGACUUUUUUUUACCUUUACCUUUACCUAUCCCUUUAGUCUGUUGGAUCGUUGGGGCACCAAGCAAGACUCGUCAACUGUCUUUCUCCAUUCCUCCCUGUUCAUUGCCUUUGUUAGAACCUCUUUCAAUGGCAUGUCCGUCCAUUCUUUAAUGUUGUCUUCCCGUUGCUUUCUCUGUCUGUCUCUUCUUCUUUUUCCUGGUACUGUUCCCUGUAUGAAGGUCCUUGCGAGCCCCGAAGAUCUUGUACUAUUUUUGACCCUCCAACUUACGCUUACACACAAUUGGAUAUUUAAUAGAUUUCGGUUUUCAUUCUCAGGCAUGUCAUUUGAAUGUUGAUAUUUACUUCACAAUGUCAGGAAUUGAAGCUGAUAUACAAAAUAUAUAUUGUAUGGUUGUAAAAAUGCAGCGUUUCUGUAUAAUUUGUCAUCUUUUAUCAUUGCAAGAGUUUAUAGCGAAUUUUGCUUUUUAAAAAUUUCAUUGAUUUAUCUUUGUUUUCUUUUUAUUUACUUAAUUAUUUAUUUGUCUUUUUUCUCUCUCUGUAGCUAUUUAUAUUUAAUGUUAAUUAAGUUAUGCUAUCAUUAAGUCGUAUAUAAAUCAUAGUCAAGGAUUAAGAAUACUAUAGCACCACGUAUAUAGUUUUCAUUUCAUUUUCUUUGCUAGAUGAAAGUGUUUAUCUUAAAAGAAUGAAAGCAUAUGUUAUAGCAUAUACAAAACAGUUUAAAUGUGUGCAUUAGCAUCAUUAUAAAAAUGUUCACUUUGAAGUUUUUUAAAAAUAAAUAUGUGUCUUGUAAGUUGUACAUGUCUAUAAUCGUCUACUGACCCCCUUACUUUAGCCUACAUUAUCUUUGUGAACAGCGCUUUUGAAAUGUAUUUAUUUUUAUAUUAUUUUAUUAUUAUUACUAAUAAAUACGUUUGUCCUUCUAGUGUUUUGCUAUAUUAAAGAACGGCGCCAGAGGUAAGAGUGUCGACAUAGAUUUUAUAGCCAUUAUCAACAGUUAUUCUGUACCAUGUCUUUCCAUGUUGUGUAAUUUAUCAACCCUAACCUUAUUUAUGAGAUAGAACAAUGGUUCUCAAACUGUUUUCCGCUGACCCCCCCCCC
Biomphalaria glabrata is the source of this 4195-nucleotide messenger RNA. Its product is annotated as putative ankyrin repeat protein RF_0381. Gene Ontology annotation, molecular function: protein binding. Lineage: Eukaryota; Metazoa; Mollusca; Gastropoda; Planorbidae. The record is from RefSeq and is a predicted model, not a curated record. The coding region runs from base 167 to 2827 and encodes 886 amino acids. The transcript is spliced from 2 exons.